AAAAAGACUCCAUGUCACAUAUCAGGAUCAUAAAGCAGAAGCAGCGGCUGAUGAGAUCUCAAGAAGGUUAAAAUGAAUGAAGAUCUGAAGGUUAAUAUAAGCUGGCUGCCUAAGGACCAAGUAGAUGUCAGCCCUACAGAGAAUGUUUCAGCUACAGUCUCCUCCCUGAUUCCUGAGUUAGAGCAAGAAACAGAACUCAUUGUAAAUCCAUGGGAUAUUGUUUUAUGUACAUCAGGAACCCUCAUCUCCUGUGAAAAUGCUAUUGUGGUCCUUAUUAUCUUCCAUAAUCCUAGCCUCAGAGCCCCUAUGUUCCUCCUGAUUGGCAGCCUGGCGUUGGCAGACCUGUUGGCUGGCAUUGGAUUGAUUGUUAAUUUCAUCUUUGCCUACCUGCUGCAAUCAGAGGCUGCAAAACUAGUCACGGUCGGACUGAUUGCUGCCUCAUUCUGUGCCUCUGUCUGCAGCUUGCUUGCUAUCACUGUUGACCGUUACCUCUCUCUUUACUAUGCUUUGACCUAUAACUCUGAAAAGACUGUCACUUUUACCUAUGUCAUGCUUAUUUUCCUUUGGGGAGUAUCUAUAUGCGUUGGCCUACUGCCUGUAAUGGGUUGGAAUUGCCUUAAGGAUCAAUCAACAUGCAGUGUUAUAAAACCUCUAACUAAGAACAAUGCAGCGGUACUCUCCGUUUCGUUCUUGCUAAUGUUUGCCCUAAUGCUGCAACUCUACAUUCAGAUCUGUAAAAUUGUCAUGAGGCACGCACAUCAAAUUGCCUUACAACAUCAUUUUCUGGCCACCUCCCACUAUGUCACAACUCGAAAAGGAGUCUCUACGUUGGCCAUUAUUUUGGGGACUUUUGCAGCUUGCUGGAUGCCUUUUACUCUUUAUUCUUUAAUAGCAGACUACACGUAUCCUUCCAUUUACACCUACGCUACGCUUCUUCCAGCAACUUACAACUCAGUAAUCAACCCUGUAAUAUAUGCGUUUAGAAACCAAGAAAUACAAAAAGCACUUUGGCUCAUCUGUUGUGGCUGUAUCCCGCCUAGUGUGUCCCAGCGAGCAAGGUCGCCAAGUGAUGUGUGAUGCAUAGCUACAAGUGGAA
Molecule: messenger RNA, 1096 nt
Organism: Bombina bombina (fire-bellied toad)
Lineage: Eukaryota; Metazoa; Chordata; Amphibia; Anura; Bombinatoridae
Gene: GPR12
Product: G protein-coupled receptor 12
Exons: 2
Coding region: 73-1077 (334 amino acids)
Biological process (GO): G protein-coupled receptor signaling pathway
Cellular component (GO): membrane
Molecular function (GO): G protein-coupled receptor activity
Source: RefSeq, a predicted model, not a curated record